Dovyalis caffra is the source of this 225-nucleotide messenger RNA. The record is from the annotation of a GenBank genome assembly. NCBI's taxonomy places the organism in Eukaryota, Viridiplantae, Streptophyta, Magnoliopsida, Malpighiales, Salicaceae.
AUGUCAAAUCGCCCACACUUCAAAAGAAAAGCGGCGAGUAGCCUUCAAAUACCACGCGCUGUCGAUUGGAUAAAAGGACCAAAAAAAUUCCAAAACGGCAAAAGAGUGGAGAGAGAGAGUAAAGAAGAGAGUGAUACGGCCCUGACUCACCCUCUUAUAGGUGGAGUGGUGGCAGGGCCGAGUGGGUCACGUGACCCAAAGUACGGAUGGACCCAAAACAAAUAA